AUGGAUGAAGCCGGGGCCAAUGCUACUGUUGCAAGGAUUUCCAACUCCAGCAUGAUGCUGGGGCCACGGAAUUCCAAUCUGUUUGACAUUGAUAUCUCUGGGAACGGCUCCCCGGCUUUGAGAAUCAGCAUUUCCAUCACCUACUCCAUCGUGUGUGCCAUUGGCUUGGUGGGCAACUUGCUGGUCUUCUUCCUGAUGAGAGUGAAGCAAGGGCGCAAGAAUUCCACCAUCAACUUCUUCAUCCUCAACUUGGCGGUGACCGACUUCCAGUUUGUACUGACCUUGCCGUUCUGGGCGGUGGACACGGCUCUGGACUUUAGCUGGCCCUUCGGGGACGCCAUGUGUAAGAUCAUCCUGUCGAUCACCGUGAUGAACAUGUAUGCCAGUGUCUUCUUCCUCACCGCCAUGGCCAUGGCCCGCUAUUGGUCGGUGGCCUCGGCUCUCAGGUCCCGGAGGAGCCGCCUGCAGUGCUCGGUCAGAUGGGUCAGCUUGCUGCUUUGGCUGGCGGCCAGUGUGGCCACUCUGCCCACCGCUGUGUUUGCCAGAACCAUGCCCUUGGACGGCGAGAAACUGUGCCUGCUCAAUUUUCCUGACGACGGCCAGUACUGGCUUGCGCUGUACCAUAUCCAGAAGAUCACGCUGGCGUUUGUCCUGCCCAUGAUCACCCUGUCGGUCUGUUAUUUUCUCCUGCUCCGAAUCCUGGCUCAGCACCACAUCAGCAGCAACAAUCCCAGGAGAAAGUCCCGAGUCACCAGGUCCAUCACCGUGCUCAUGCUAGCUUUCUUUCUGUGUUGGCUUCCCAAUCACGUUAUCACCCUCUGGGGCGUCCUGGUUAAACUCAAUGCGGUGCCUUGGGACAAAACCUACUAUACUUUACACGCUUAUGUGUUCCCAGUCACUGUCUGCUUGGCGCACACCAACAGUUGCCUGAAUCCGGUGCUGUACUGCUUACUGAGGAGAGAUUUCCGCCAGUCCAUGAGGAAGAUCUUCUGGAAGAUAUCUUCGCCCGGCCUCAGCCACGCUUGUGCCAUCCGACCCUACUCCGGCCCCUUCAAAGCCGAGCUCCCUGUGGGAAUCCCUCUGAACGUCAUGGAGGGAGAGCGCUGUCAGUCAUCCUCCCAGUGUAACAGGCGGCGUGAGGGCACUGUGUCCAAGUGCAGCGUCUAG
This is a messenger RNA of Rhincodon typus (whale shark), 1167 nucleotides long. RefSeq names its product relaxin-3 receptor 1-like. Gene Ontology annotation, biological process: G protein-coupled receptor signaling pathway; immune response. Gene Ontology annotation, cellular component: membrane. The record is from RefSeq and is a predicted model, not a curated record. NCBI's taxonomy places the organism in Eukaryota, Metazoa, Chordata, Chondrichthyes, Orectolobiformes, Rhincodontidae. Bases 1 to 1167 code for a protein of 388 amino acids. Gene Ontology annotation, molecular function: G protein-coupled receptor activity. The transcript has a single exon.